Messenger RNA from Angiostrongylus costaricensis, 651 nucleotides. The record is from the annotation of a GenBank genome assembly. Lineage: Eukaryota; Metazoa; Nematoda; Chromadorea; Rhabditida; Metastrongylidae.
AUGGAGGAUGGUUUUACGUCAACGAAUACUCUUCUUGUAUCGUUGUGCGAGCGUGAACACAUCUUCUAUGGUGCUGGCCAGAUACCUGCUAGAUUGCCCCAAGGUGAUGGUGUGAUCGACUGGUCAUGCCGUGAUCGUGAAGCAGCGUGGAUAUGCUCGGCAGCACGACGUCUGUGCCUGUGCGCUGACUCGUUCACGCUCGCUGUUGCAAUUCUCGACCGGGUCGUCUAUGGUACAAGAGUUCUGACCAAGUAUGUGAACUGUGUGGCAGCAGCAUGUCUGUCAUUAGCCAAGAAGUUAUGUGAAGAUCACGAAGAAGAUGCAUCUUUGUACUUGCAAAGACUUCGACUGUCAUAUAGUUCAAGAGAGUUGAAACGCAUGGAAUUGCGAAUUCUGGAUCUUCUUGGCUGGGACGCCUACUUGCCAUCGUUUGAUCGGUUUCUCGUCGCUCUGCUAAAACCAAUGUGUGGUCAGUGGUUGAUGUCACCACUGAGAUCGCAUAUCGAAGCGAUUGUGUGCGACUCAUCAGUGAUGUCUCAGUUCGCCCCUUCGACUUUGGCGCUGUCUGUAGUGAGCCUCCUAAUUGAAGCGACUAGUAGGCAGUGGAUGUCGGCAAUUCAAGUGCAGAUUAAACUAUGUAAAGUGAGUUAA